AUGUCCACUGCUUUACCGUUUCAGACAUGGUUUUUGGAAGCCGAUGGCACCUCUAAUCGCCCUCUCGACACUAUCGAAACAUUUUUCAAGCUUCUAGCUGAUGGUGGUGCCCCCAUCAACCGCGAGCACUGGGCCAUCACUGUUGCCUUGCGUCUGAAGACCCCAGAAUCUGUCAAGGAGGUUGUGCCGGUUCUGAGACGAACCUGGUUAACCCUUGUCCGACUUCAUCCAAACCUCGCUGGAAAGUCUCAUAUGUCUGAUGCGGACGAUCUGCCCAGUCAAAUCUUGUCUGUUGGCCCUCUAAAUGAAGACACAUGA
Messenger RNA from Fusarium falciforme, 318 nucleotides. RefSeq lists its product as hypothetical. The record is from RefSeq and is a predicted model, not a curated record. The transcript has a single exon. Lineage: Eukaryota; Fungi; Ascomycota; Sordariomycetes; Hypocreales; Nectriaceae. Bases 1 to 318 code for a protein of 105 amino acids.